Messenger RNA from Notodromas monacha, 1671 nucleotides. The record is from the annotation of a GenBank genome assembly. NCBI's taxonomy places the organism in Eukaryota, Metazoa, Arthropoda, Ostracoda, Podocopida, Cyprididae.
AUGAUCCCACUAAGAUCACUGAAAUCGGCCAGACCCGUCGAUAAUGGUUCAACUCCGCAGGAUAGGGACGCCAUGACAGAUCCACCGUGUGAAAAAGAAAUGAAAGGCGUGUUCAAUCAAUGGAUCGUUUUUGACCACUAUUCAUCGCACGUCAUGGAUUACAAUCGGUCGGAACACUCGCCAUUGGACGGGCGAAGCGCAAGCAUGGAAGCCGAAGAUCACAAGCCAUUUUCCCGCAAAAACUCCUCAUCUGAAGCCCAGGUUGUGCAAGAGAAGCCGAAUGUCGCAUCGACGACUUCCAGCAGAGCAGAAACCCUUUCACAGAUGCAUGGGAAAUCCCCGGCUUCGACCGAGACUCCGCCGCAUCCUCUGAUGUAUGACUAUUGCUCGAAGAAGAAUGACGCGAUGGCGAGCGAUCAAGCCCUGUUGGCCAUUUUCACGCGAUCGAAAAAUUCGAAGGCGCUGUUGGAGUUGUCGACGAAAACUCCGAGCUACGAUUUGUCAUCGUUGGCGAGGAGUUCGAGGAUCCUUGAGCGAAUGUUGAACCAGAAUUUGGAUGAUAAUGUUUUGCUAGAUUUUCGUUAUUGGGAGGACAUGGCCGACGAGUUUCGUGAUGUGGAAGGUACACUUCUUCCUCUCUGGGACUUCGUCAACCCAGAGAACGCCAGGAAUCGAAUGAAGCUGUCAGUGACAGGGAUUUCGUGGUCGAUUGAAUAUCCGGACUUGUUUGCAGUGUCCUUCGGAUCGUGUAAAUUGAACUCUUUGCUAGUGUUCGUGGAAAGAAAGUAUAAUGAGGCUUUCGAAUUCAAAGAUGAUUUCGAUCAGCAGCAAAAGUGUGGAUACUUGAGUGUUUUCACGUUGAAGAAUCCGCCGGUGCCGGAGUACCAGUUCGAGAUGUGCUCUGGUGCCAUGUGUGUUGCGAUGCAUCCGCAAUACGCGCACUUGGUGGCUGUCGGAUGCUACAACGGCGAUAUUCAGGUGUAUGACCUGAAGACGAACAAUUGUUCUGGUGCCCUCUUGUGCGAAUCCAUCGCGCAUGAAAGUAGUCAUUUCGAUGCUGUUUCGUGUGUAUCCUGGAUCAAGGAUGACGAAGACGGUCGCGCUGUGCUUUUGUCCUUGUCAUUUGAUGGUUUCAUUGUCGAAUGGACGAUUUUGCCCGGAUCCAGUAUCAUCAAACGACACGAUGUUUUACGCGUCAAUAUCGAUCCCCCGAUCAUUCUCGCAGACAAGUCACUAUAUUAUACUCACGUUAAGUCCGCCUUGUUCAUCAAUACUUGCGGAACUGCGCUGGCUUUUCAUCACAGUGACGGCGGAGCUUUCCUUGUGGGAACCGAGGAGGGUCUCAUUUAUUACGGUGUUACCAUGCAUCAGGCCAGAAUCGUGAAGAAGUUUGCUGGCCACAGCAUGGCGGUCUAUGGUUUGUGUUGGAAUCAUUAUUCAGACGAGAUAUUUGCGUCCUGUGGAGCAGACUGGACAGUUCGCAUUUGGGAUAAGAGGAAGGACAGCACGGUGAUUGCGGUGGUUACUGGUAAUGGAGAUGUUUUGGUGUUCGAUCUGGCCGAAGACAGAUUUUCGCCGAUUUGUGUGCAAAAGGUGACGAAAUGGAAACGAAGUCGGUGCACGACCAUAGCUUUCAAUCCGGUGGAUCCCAUCGUUUCUGUGGGUGACAAC